Molecule: messenger RNA, 707 nt
Organism: Trichoplusia ni (cabbage looper)
Lineage: Eukaryota; Metazoa; Arthropoda; Insecta; Lepidoptera; Noctuidae
Product: protein FraH-like
Exons: 1
Coding region: 32-517 (161 amino acids)
Source: RefSeq, a predicted model, not a curated record
GUACUUACGUUUAUUUUUUUCUACAGCAAACAUGAAACUGGUACUGUUCGCUUCCCUGAUCGCCGUGGCCGUCGCCGCGCCUCGCGCUCCCCUGUUUGAUGUACCCAUCAAACCCGUCCCCAUGCCCGCUUUUGACCCAAUACUCUGUGGACCGGCCGGUUUGCUCCGCAAGGUUGACGUCAGCUCUGCCUGCGCUGGUGCUAUUGCUCCCCAACCCGUCAUUGCCGCCCCUGCUGCCCCCUCCCCCAGCAACCCAUCUCCUCUGGUCCAGAUCGUUCUGAACAUCAACCAGGAAGCUUCUGCUGCUCCCGUUGUCGCACCUGAGCCCGUCGUCGCCCCCGAGCCCGUGCAGGUCGUCGAGACUGCUCCCAUCCCCGUGGAGCCUGUCCAGGUUGUGGAGGUCGCCCCUGAACCCGUCCAGGUUGUGGAGGUCGCCCCCGCACCAGCUGAGCCCGUCAUCAUCGGAGUGCCCGUCAUCCCCUCCCCCGCCAUCACCCUCCCCGAGGAACUCAACUAAGCGAUAGACAAAACCUCGAUUCUUCAUCAAUAAUUAAAAACUCCAAAAUACUCUGUCUACAACUCCUGUCUAUUUAAGCAUGAAAAAGAGUGCCUGUACUGCCCUCUCCCGCCACCACCCUCCCUGAGGAACUCAACUAAAGACAAUCGAAUCAAUGAGACCCAAUAAAUAAAUGUUACAUAAUUAUUAA